AUGACUUCGAAACCAUCCACUAGUGACGGUAGGGCUCACUCGAUUUCUCAUGUAUCCGGCAUGGGCAUGAAAGGAACGUCGACAUCGCACAGCCCCAGACCUUUUAGACCUUGCGCAGACUGCACAUGUUCUCCAGGUUUACUAUCGAGGCAAGGUCGUAGGGCCUCUUUAUUUCUAAGGCAACUGGAAAAUUCAAGGAGGUCGUCCAGUAUGCUAUUUAACGAAUUGAAAGGUGCUGGCGCGGGCAGUAGUGCUGGAAAUGGGUCUGUUUACUCAUGUGACUCAUUAUGUGCCGUUAACAGAGAAGUUAACACUACUGAUAGACUGUUGAAAUUGCGUCAAGAGAUGAAGAAACAUGAUUUGUGUUGUUACAUAGUACCCAGUUGUGAUGAACAUCAGUCCGAAUAUGUAUCUUUGCGAGAUCAAAGGCGCGCUUUCAUUUCAGGGUUUUCUGGAUCAGCAGGCGUGGCUUGCAUAACUAGAGAUUUGUUAAAUUUCAAUGACGACCACCCAGAUGGAAAAUCCAUUAUGAGCACAGAUGGCAGAUAUUUCAACCAAGCCAGGCAAGAACUGGAUUAUAACUGGACGCUUUUGAGACAGAAUGAAGACCCAAUCACCUGGCAAGAAUGGUGCGUUAGAGAAGCAUUGGAAAUGGCUAAGGGACUCGGCAAUAAAGAAGGACUGGUGUUAAAGAUAGGUAUUGACCCCAAACUUAUCACUUUCAACGAUUACGUUUCGUUCAAUAAAAUGAUUGACACUAAAUAUAACGCGAAGGGCAAAGUGGAGCUUGUGCCCGUGGAGGAAAAUUUGAUUGAUAGUAUUUGGUCUGAUUUCGAAACUUUGCCCGAAAGGCCUUGUAAUGAUUUACUGUUGUUGAAGUACGAGUUCCAUGGUGAAGAUUUCAAGGACAAGAAGAAAAAGUUACUGUCAAAGCUAAAUAACAAAUCUUCGUCUACAGCAACCCCUACAAAGACUUUUAUAGUCGUUGCAUUGGAUGAAAUAUGUUGGUUGCUGAACUUGCGUGGAUCUGAUAUCGAUUAUAAUCCUGUGUUUUUCUCCUACAUUGCCAUUAACGAAGACAAGACCAUUCUGUUCACGAAUAACCCAUUUGGCGAUGAAAUAUCGGAAUAUUUUAAAAUAAAUGGUAUUGAAGUCAGGCCUUAUGAACAAAUAUGGCAGCAUUUGACGAAAGUCACUGUCCAGGCCACCCCAGAGCACAAAUUUUUGGUUCCUGAUGGUGCAUCCUGGCAGAUGGUUCGCUGUUUGAACAUCCCAAACGAUACUGAUCACGAGGGAACUAGUAAGAUGGCUUCACUAAACUAUUUAAUGAUUCAUUCACCCAUUGAUGUUUUGAAAUCUAUCAAGAAUGAUAUCGAAAUAAAAAAUGCUCGCAAAGCGCAGGUCAAAGACGCAGUAUGUCUAGUUCAGUAUUUUGCAUGGUUAGAGCAGCAACUAGUUGGGCGGGAAGCGUUGAUAGAUGAAUAUCGCGCCGCAGAAAAACUGACAGAGAUCAGGAAAACUCAAAGGAACUUUAUGGGGAAUUCUUUUGAAACAAUAUCGUCUACCGGUAGUAAUGCUGCUAUCAUACAUUAUUCACCACCCGUGGAGAACUCAUCGAUGAUUGACCCUACAAAGAUAUAUCUUUGUGAUUCCGGCUCGCAAUUCUUGGAAGGUACCACGGAUAUAACGAGAACCAUCCACUUAACAAAACCAACAAAGGAGGAGAUGGAUAAUUACACACUGGUGCUUAAAGGUGGGCUAGCUUUGGAAAGAUUGAUUUUCCCUGAAAACACUCCCGGAUUCAACAUCGACGCCAUCGCUAGGCAGUUUUUAUGGUCCCGUGGGUUGGAUUACAAACACGGUACAGGCCACGGUAUCGGAUCGUUCUUAAACGUUCACGAGGGUCCGAUGGGUGUCGGGUUUAGACCACAUCUGAUGAAUUUCCCCCUAAGAGCGGGCAACAUCAUAAGCAAUGAGCCCGGAUACUACAAGGAUGGUGAGUACGGUAUCCGAAUCGAAAGCGACAUGUUGAUUAAGAAAUCUGCCACGAAGAGUAACUUCUUGAAAUUUGAGAACAUAACAGUAGUGCCAUAUUGUAGAAAACUGAUCAACACCAAGUUGCUAAACGAAGAGGAAAAAACUCAGAUCAAUCAGUACCACGCAAGGGUAUGGAGAACGGUGGUGCACUUCCUGCAGCCUCAGAGUAUUUCUUACAAGUGGCUGAAAAGAGAAACAAGUCCAUUAUAA
This is a messenger RNA of Saccharomyces mikatae IFO 1815, 2247 nucleotides long. RefSeq names its product aminopeptidase P (gene FRA1). The record is from RefSeq and is a predicted model, not a curated record. Lineage: Eukaryota; Fungi; Ascomycota; Saccharomycetes; Saccharomycetales; Saccharomycetaceae. The coding region runs from base 1 to 2247 and encodes 748 amino acids. Gene Ontology annotation, biological process: intein-mediated protein splicing. The transcript has a single exon. Gene Ontology annotation, molecular function: metalloaminopeptidase activity.